AUGGAAUCACAACUGCUGGAGCUAGAGCACUCUAUUGGCUAUAACGGAAAGUAUUAAUGCACAGUCCAUUACCAUCCAUUUGAUAAAGAUAACAUUAUAUACAACAUUGGUGGUCUAUUGGUUAUUGAAAACAUUUAAGAUAAGCAUUAGCAAUAAUUCUUAAGAGGUCAUGAUAUGGAAAUUUCAGCCAUAACAAUUUCAAAUUCUGGAUAGUUGAUUGCAACAGGUUAACUUGGUACAAUAUUCUAGAAACUCCCUGAUGCCCCAGUAAUCUUAUGGAACUAUGAUAGAAAAGAACCAGUUGCUGUUUUGAAGGGAAUGCAAGUAUGUGUAAAGAAAUUAGCUUUCUCACCGGAUGAUAGAUUUUUAGCUGCUCUAGGAGAAAAUAAUGCUUUCAUCAUUUGGGAUACUAGAGAUGGGUCUGCCAUUCACACUAGAGUUUUUGAAUUUCCUCUUCAUGUUGUUAGUUGGGGCGAUAUUAUGCAUGAUUAAAAUCCAAAGCAUCCUUCAUAUACUUUAGUUACAGCAAAUCAGACUAAUGUCUUUAUCAAUUCUUUAGAGUUUGAUAUUGGGUCAAUGCAAUAUUUCCUAAAAUAAGGUGCUGUUUAACUUCCAAAUACAGGGCUUAUAAGAAACUACACUUUUUCAUCUAUCAAUGGAGAUAGUCUACUUCUUGGUACUAGUGGUGGUGAAGUAUGUAUAUUCAGUGUAUACUCUAGAAUUUAUAGAGCAACAAUGCCAAUAUCAAGCAACGGUUUAAUGGCGAUUGCUUAAAUUGAUGACAACAUUAUUGUUGGUGGUGGCGAUGGAAAAGUAAAGAAACUAAACAUAGGUGGUGGCAAAUGGAGUCUUACUCACGAAGCUUAACUAGACUCAAAGAUCAUGUCAAUUACUGUUUCAGCAGAUAAGAAGGAAUUAAUGGUUGGAUCAUCUGGAGGAAAAUUAUAUAGAAUGCUAGUUGCAGACCUUUCUUUCAUGCUUCACACUGAUGCUCAUACUGGUAGUAUAAAUGACUUAGUAUUUGGCAAUAGAUCAGACUAGUUUAUGGCUAUUGAUGAGAACGGAGCAGUAAAAUUAUGGGAUCUAUCUGAAUAUAAAUCUAUUUUCACAGCAAACACCAUUAAAAAUAGCAGAGGAUCUAGUUGUUUUGUAGCUAAAGACGAUGGGUCUUUAGUAACUGGAUGGAGAGACGGAUUUAUAAGAGCUUAUGAAACUUCAGGAAGAGUACUUUGGGAGAUAGCUAAUGCUCAUAGAGGGGCAGUCUCAAGUUUAUACUGUGAUGCAAACUAUAUCUUGAGUGGAGGAGAAGAUGGAGCUGUGAGAGUUUGGGCUAGAACUACUAGAAAACUUCUCAUUCAAUUCAAUGAUUAAAAGAGAGAUAUUGUUACACUUAUACCUGACCUUUAAAAACCAUAUCAGAUUCACUCAUGCUCAAUGGAUAGAUCGAUAUCAACAUACGAUUUAAAACUUGAAAAGAGAGUGAAUGGACACUAGACUAAAAAUGGGGCACUAUUUGGCAUGAGUUAGAGAAGAGAUAGUGAACUCGAAUUGGUGACAUGUGGUUAAGGAUCUCCAAUAUAUUUCUGGGAUUGUGAUUAAGCAGGGCCUGUUGCAGAGAUAAUGUAUCCGUACAAAGUUCUAACAAUUCAAGUCAGUCCUAGUGGCAAAUUUAUUGCUUUUGGUACUGAAACAAAUGAGGUCUUUGUCUAUUCAUUAGACGGUUUAAACAAUUUUACAUUCUUGGGGAAAGGAUUAGGACAUUCAGGGCCAGUAACAAAAGUAAAGUGGAGUCCAGACGAAAAAUAAAUCAUAUCAGUAUCGACAGACUCUUCUAUUUCAGUGUGGAACUUCUAUGGAGCAGCUUGA
Stylonychia lemnae is the source of this 1866-nucleotide messenger RNA. The record is from the annotation of a GenBank genome assembly. Lineage: Eukaryota; Ciliophora; Spirotrichea; Sporadotrichida; Oxytrichidae.